This is a messenger RNA of Caenorhabditis auriculariae, 1608 nucleotides long. Lineage: Eukaryota; Metazoa; Nematoda; Chromadorea; Rhabditida; Rhabditidae. The record is from the annotation of a GenBank genome assembly.
AUGGAAGAAAUCCCACCGAACAACACGUUGUACAUAAAUAAUCUCAACGAGAAGGUCAAAAAAGAAGGUUGGGAAACUUUCGUGAUUUGUGGUAAGCAGCUUUGAUUUUUUAGAACUUCGCAACUCUUUGAUUGCCGUCUUCAAGCAGUUCGGAGAAAUUUUGAGCGUCAUGUGCUUCAAAACGUUGAAAAUGCGGGGUCAAGCCCAUGUCAUUUUCAAAGAGGUGACUGAAUACCUGUAUUUUUUUCGAGAGUAAAAAAAUUUCAGCUCGAAUCAGCAAAGGCGGCCAAAGACGCUCUGAACGGUUUUCCUUUCUAUGAGAAACAGAUGGUAUUUUUUCGAGAUUUUAAAAUGAUUUUUUUUUUCGUUUCAGCGCAUUCAAUUCGCUCGCGAAGAUUCCGAUUCAAUCGCAAAGAGUAAAGGAACUUACGUUGAGAGGGCUCAAAAAGCCCCGGCGAGGUUGCAGAAAAAGAGAAAGGUUUUUUUUUGUUCUCUAAUUUGUGAUUAGGUUCAUUCGCAUGGAGAUUUUCUCAUAAUUCAUUUUCGCUUUAAACUGAAAUGUGCUUAGAAGGAGUAAAUAGCUAUUUUUACGACUUGAGUUUGCCUCAAAUAGUUUGUAGAUUUUUUUGAGUAGUGUGUUUCAAUCGUUUUUUUUUCUAUUAUUUCCUGUUCUUAAUUAUUUUAGAGACGUUAUGUAAUGUUUAUAGCUUUAGAUAUAGUUACAAAUAUAUGUAUAUAUAUAUGAUUGUAGAAGUUAAUUAAGAAGGACUGUUUGAACUUUUCUUUUAACUUGAGUUUUCUUACCUUUUUUUCUAAGAAAAAUCCUCCUAAUUUUAUAAAAAUUGCAAUUGAAGUAUUUAAGAGCUUUUCUGUUACUUAUACGAUAAAUUUUUCUGGAAAUUUUAGAACCGUCCUCGUGAGAACGGAGAAGGACCGGCGCCGCCCAACAAAAUCCUCUUCUGUACCAAUUUGCCGGACGAUGCAUCGACGGAUAUGCUUGAAAUCCUUUUCAACACGUUCGUUUUGAGAAUUUCACUAAAUAAAUGAAAAAUGGAUGUAAAAAGAUGUGAAAGAACGCUCACAAGUCCUUGAAAACGUGGUUUGUGUUUUUUUUAACGGAACUUUAUGGCGUAUUUUUGUGAGUAAUGGCUCGAAUUGAAAACGGAAAAACAAGGUUUUAAGAAUCUUAUUCAAUUUUUUAAUAAUUGGGUGUUUUUGACACCCUUUAAAGUUGAAAAAAAAAUAUGAAAAUCGACCUUUGAUACAUUUUUUGAAACUUGUUCACUCCUUUUCAAGGCGUCUAUUUUUUUCCAGUUGAAGUCUGUCUUUGAACGACAAAGUUUUGCAGAAUGUACUGUAGUAAAUUGGCCGCAAAACAAAAUUAUUUUGGUUUUUCAGUUGUCAAUAAUUUUUUUUUGUUUUUUCAUGAAAAAUAUAUAAUUUUCUAGGUUCGCUGGCUUGAAAGACAUCCGAAUGGUGCCGAAUCGGCCAGGAAUCGCAUUCGUCGAGUUCGACACUGAAGGCCAAGCUGCUCCAGCUCGCGUCGCUCUCAACAACUUCAAGAUCUCGCCGGAACACACGAUGCGUGUGGAUUAUGCCAAGAAAUGA